AUGAUCCACCUCUCGCUAGUCGCCCUCCUCUCCAGCCCGCCAGUGUGCUUCACCGCGCACGAAAAGACGACGCUGUUCUGCGAGGUGCCGCCCUCGGCCGACGGACCGGUGACGGUGUUCGACGACAGCGCUGUGGGCACACGCACACUGCACUGGCGCGCGGGCAGCGGCAAGCUUUGCACCUCGAAGUGGUGCAGCUCGUGCAUCCAGCGCGGAGCGGACGCGCGCGCCGGUAGCUGCCGCUCUGCCACCGCCAGCGGCUGGACGUUGGCCCAGUCGCGCUCCAACUCGCUCCUCCGCAAGCCCGCGGCGCUGUUGCUGGGAGGCGCCGUCCUCUCGCUGCCGGUGAUGGCGCUGCUGCUGUCGAUGCCGGCAGCAGCGCCGAGCGUUGCGGUGGCCCGCUACUUCGCCCAGCUCGAGGCCGUCCGCGCCACCCCGACCCUCGCGCAAGGUCCGGUGCUGCGCGCCGCCGUGGCGCUGCUGCAGUUUGCAGGCGCCUGGUGGUUCCCGCUCGUGGCUGCGCUGGGCACGGCGGUCAACCUCUUCACGCUCGUCCUCACCGCAGCGACGGUCGUCCUCUACCUCGCCGCAGUGCUCGGUCGUCCCUCUCGCUGGGUGUCGACUGCCCUCGCCAACGCCGUCGGCGCCGCCGCCGGCUCCUACGCGCUGCUGCUGCUGCUGCGCUCGCACGGGGAGAGCCUGUUGGCGGACCGGUUCGGCGCGGUGCUAGCCAACCCGUCGUUCGACAAGCUCAUGUCGGCGAUGCAGGCGCACGGCGCGGCGGGCAUGCUCGGCGUCUCUUGCUUGCCGCUCAUCCUCCACCCCGUGGUCCUCUUCGGGAGGCUGCCUCCUCGCAGCCGCGCCCCGGUGAUCGGCCUCAUCCUCGCCGGACGCACCAUCAAGUACCUCCUGAUGGCCUGGCUGACCAAGAACGCGCCCGGCGCUCUCCGCUUCUUCGGCAUCAAGGGCGAAGCCCAAGCCCCGCCGCCUCCGCCCCCUCCCCCGCCCGCCCUCCUCUGCCUCCGACACACUCCCCUCUCCCUCGGCCACCGGACAGGCGCGCUCUUUGACUUGGCGGCGAAGGCGAAGGCGGCGUGA
Molecule: messenger RNA, 1098 nt
Organism: Emiliania huxleyi CCMP1516
Lineage: Eukaryota; Haptophyta; Isochrysidales; Noelaerhabdaceae
Exons: 3
Coding region: 1-1098 (365 amino acids)
Source: RefSeq, a predicted model, not a curated record